This is a messenger RNA of Linepithema humile (Argentine ant), 794 nucleotides long. Its product is annotated as NADH dehydrogenase [ubiquinone] 1 alpha subcomplex subunit 7-like. Gene Ontology annotation, biological process: mitochondrial electron transport, NADH to ubiquinone; ATP synthesis coupled electron transport. The record is from RefSeq and is a predicted model, not a curated record. Lineage: Eukaryota; Metazoa; Arthropoda; Insecta; Hymenoptera; Formicidae. Gene Ontology annotation, cellular component: mitochondrial inner membrane.
UUCGAAGUUUACUGCGUUAAUUCUUUUAAAUCGUGUUCUCCUAAUAUCUCGAAUGCAACUUCUUAAUUUGAAUAUCAGAACUCGUUUCACAUUGCUUAGCUAAUAAGCUCAGCUCUUAUCUAAUAUGUUUCUCGCAUAUCAAAAUGUUCAUGGAUCGACUUUUGACCAGUUCGAUUUUUGACCAGUUCAACGAUUGUGUAACAAUUAACCAGUCGUCAAACUAUUGAUCGCUGUGUCUUCUAUGGUCGUCUAAACGUAGACGACGUAUGUUUACGUACUAAAUUUGAGGUUAACUAUUUUAAUUGCAAUUUGUGCUGUUUCACAAGCUGUUGGUUAAAAAAUCAAUAAAUUUUUUGAAGAAACAUGUCGGGUUCAGUUAAACAUCGAACUGUUACACCGCUAAUAAAACUUAUUCAAGAUAUUGGACGAGGUAGAAAAGUUGUGUUAGCCAGUAGAUAUGCUGAUGAGCAAGCUGCUCGUACUCAACCUCCACCAGAUAUACCUGGAGGUCCAUAUCAUAAAACUUUUGAAAUUUAUUAUUAUGCACGAGAUGCCAGAAGAGAAGUUCAACCACCAUUACUAAUUAGCGGAUCGAAACAAAUUGGCAAAGAGGAAAAGGUUCCAGAAAAGAAGUAUUUUACUCCAGCAAAACCUUAUAAUUGGGAUGCUUAAUUUUAGAAUAAAAAUAAACAUGUCAGUGAUGUUAUGUCACAAACCAUAUCGUAACAUUGUUCAGUUACAGGUUUGUUGACUUGAUUAUUGUAUAUAGAAAAUAGAUUAAGCUAUUUAAUGAG